Laccaria bicolor S238N-H82 is the source of this 1314-nucleotide messenger RNA. RefSeq lists its product as uncharacterized. Gene Ontology annotation, biological process: proton transmembrane transport. The transcript has 11 exons. The coding region runs from base 1 to 1314 and encodes 437 amino acids. Gene Ontology annotation, cellular component: fungal-type vacuole membrane; vacuolar proton-transporting V-type ATPase, V1 domain. Lineage: Eukaryota; Fungi; Basidiomycota; Agaricomycetes; Agaricales; Hydnangiaceae. The record is from RefSeq and is a predicted model, not a curated record. Gene Ontology annotation, molecular function: proton-transporting ATPase activity, rotational mechanism.
AUGGCCCUAUCGCUGGUAUCCAAUACAUUUCUUGAGGAAUCGUCCUCCAAGAUAAGGUCAAAGCCAGUACCAUGGGAGGGUUAUCAACGCGCAGGUCUCAUCACCUCCGAGGAACUCACCCUCAUAAAGCGGGUUGAUAGACAACCUAAAGCAAAGAUAGAGUCCGUGCUGCUGUCCGAAGGCAGCACCUACACGUUGCUCUACCUCAAUCUAUUGAAGAAGCUUCAGAGAGUCGAUACUAUGCAAUGUCUACUUGUUCUUGUUGCAGACGCCCUAGCAGACCACGAAGAACGAAUUCAGUUGUUUAUUCGGGCUUCAGAGUCGGACCCUGAUCUUCCUUUCGUACCUUUACUUCGAAUCCUCGAUACUCAAGACGAAUUCGUUCAACUGAAGGCUGCCCAGAUCCUCACAAUACUAUUAAGUGCGCAGGCUACGCCUCUGCAAUCCCACCAGAUAUCAUCAUUCUUAACCACUUUGUCGAGUUCCGUUCAAGGACAAUCAUCUAAUAAGCGGGAUGUUGCAGUUCAGUGCUUAGAAUCCCUCCUUUCUCGACCAGAAUUUCGGCAAGCGGUCUGGGAGAUCCCCGGAGUGAUAUCUGGUUUUGUUGACAUCCUGAAGCAGAAUCCCGGCCCGCAAAUGAGUUAUCAAGUUGCCUUCUGUUUGUGGCUGCUAUCGUUCGAGCAGAAUAUUUCUGAACAAAUCAACAAACAAUAUGAUGUAAUACCGAAACUCAUAGACGUCGCGCAGGGCGCAGUGAAGGAGAAGGUCAUCCGCGUCAUCGUCGCUACUUUUCGGAAUUUGGUAGUCAAAGCUCCAGCUGCAAAUCUGCCCGCGAUGCUUGUUUGUCAACUCCUACCAUUCAUCAAAAAUCUUGCCACUCGCAAGUGGUCAGAUGAGGAUAUACUUGAGGACGUUCGAUUCCUCAAAGAUGAGCUCAACACCAGAUUCCAGAGCUUGACGACAUACGAUGAAUAUACUUCCGAGCUCUCUUCGGGGCAUUUAUCAUGGACCCCCGUACACGAAUCGGAAGAUUUUUGGAAGGAAAAUGCAGCGAGGCUGAAUGAUAAAAAUUUUGAACAAUUGAAAAUUUUAGUCAACUUAUUAAAGGAAUCAAGCGACGUAACCGUCCUUGCUGUCGCUGCUCAUGAUAUUGGUCAGUACGUCAAGCACUACGAGAGGGGCAAGAUACCGAUAACAGACCUGGGUGGAAAGGCCCGAGUCAUGGAGUUGAUGAGUCAUCCUAACUCUGACGUUCGAUAUCGUGCACUGUUGUCUGUGCAGCAACUUGUGAGUCAGCCUUGGGUAACCGCUUAA